This is a messenger RNA of Drosophila santomea, 892 nucleotides long. It is a transcript of the gene Pcmt, whose product is annotated as protein-L-isoaspartate(D-aspartate) O-methyltransferase. The record is from RefSeq and is a predicted model, not a curated record. Gene Ontology annotation, cellular component: cytoplasm. NCBI's taxonomy places the organism in Eukaryota, Metazoa, Arthropoda, Insecta, Diptera, Drosophilidae. The transcript is spliced from 4 exons. Gene Ontology annotation, biological process: protein modification process. The coding region runs from base 104 to 784 and encodes 226 amino acids. Gene Ontology annotation, molecular function: protein-L-isoaspartate (D-aspartate) O-methyltransferase activity.
AUUAUUACAACAGAACCAAACAAAACAAAGCAACAGAACGGUGAAAAAAAAGCAUCUUGCUUUGGGGAUUGUUACACUGGGUUUCUUUUUCCGUGCAUUCAGCAUGGCAUGGCGAUCCGUGGGAGCCAAUAAUGAAGACCUUAUACGCCAACUGAAGGAUCACGGCGUCAUUGCAAGUGAUGCGGUGGCCCAGGCGAUGAAGGAAACCGACCGCAAGCACUACUCUCCGCGCAACCCCUACAUGGACGCCCCGCAACCCAUAGGUGGAGGUGUCACCAUCAGUGCUCCUCACAUGCAUGCCUUCGCCUUGGAGUAUCUACGUGAUCACUUGAAGCCCGGUGCACAUAUACUGGACGUGGGCUCUGGAUCUGGCUACCUAACAGCCUGCUUCUAUCGUUACAUCAAGGCUAAGGGAGUCGGUGCGGAGACCCGGAUUGUGGGCAUAGAGCACCAGGCAGAUCUGGUACGUCUGAGCAAGGCCAACUUGAACACCGACGACCGUAGCAUGCUGGACUCCGGCCAGUUGAUAAUCGUCGAGGGCGACGGCCGUAAGGGAUACCCCCCGAACGCACCGUAUAAUGCAAUCCAUGUUGGAGCAGCUGCUCCCGACACGCCCACCGAACUCAUCAACCAACUGGCCAACGGCGGACGCCUCAUAGUUCCAGUCGGCCCCGACGGCGGAUCUCAGUACAUGCAACAGUACGACAAGGACGCUGAUGGGAAGGUGCAGAUGACACGUCUUAUGGGCGUCAUGUACGUCCCCCUUACAGAUCUUCGCUCCUGACUGCACAGAGUGGGAAGGUCGCUAGUUGUGGUGCUGGUGCUGGCUUUUAUUCUAUACCACAUUUGGGCUUACUUGUUAAAUAAAUAAAAAAAAUAUAUAAUACCUGAA